UUGGUCAAAUGUCUUUGUUACUUAAGUAGCUUUGCUGCCAACUAAAUAUAUCAGUGCUGCAGAGAGGAGCUAGUUGAGGUUUUUGAGGUGGUUUUGAUGACAAAAUGCCAACCCUAGAUGACAUUUUAGAGCACGUUGGAGAAUUUCACAGGUUCCAGAAGCAAACCUUUUUUGUCCUGUGUUUGCUUUCUGCUGCCUUCACCCCAGUAUAUGUGGGUGUUGUCUUCUUUGGGUUCGUCCCUGAGCACCGCUGCUUCAGCCCCGGAGUGGCUGAGCUGAGCCAACGGUGUGGCUGGAGUCUGGAGGAGCAGCUGAAUCACACCGUUCCCGAGUGGGAUGGCCAUGGCAAAGAGAUGAAACGUGAAUUGGAAAAACCAUUUGACCUCGUGUGUGAGGAUUCCUGGAAGUUGGACCUCUUUCAGUCUGCUGUGAAUGCUGGGUUUCUUAUUGGCUCCGUAGUCAUUGGCUACAUCGCAGACAGGUUUGGCCGUAAAUUUUGCCUCUUAACCACAAUUUUUGCAAACAUUAUCUGUGGAAUCCUUCUGGUCUUUGUGCCCACCUACCUGUGGAUAGUCAUCAUCCGGUUCCUGCAAGGGCUGGUCAGCAAGGGCUGCUGGACUGCAGGCUACAUCCUGGUGACAGAAGUUGUCGGUCCACAGUACCGGAGGACGGUGGGCAUCCUCUACCAGACGGCCUUCUCCGUUGGGCUCCUGGUCUUUGAUGCCAUCGCUUAUGCCAUCCCUCACUGGCGGUGGCUGCAGCUCACUGUCACUCUGCCGACCUGCUUCUUCCUUCUCUACUACUGGUGCCUCCCAGAGUCUCCCAGGUGGCUGAUAUCUCAAGGAAAAAAUGACAAAGCUAUGAAAAUUGUCAGUGAUAUAGCUAAAAAAAAUCAGAAAAAGUUGCCUUCCCAUUUUGAG
Messenger RNA from Empidonax traillii (willow flycatcher), 920 nucleotides. Its product is annotated as solute carrier family 22 member 2-like. Gene Ontology annotation, cellular component: membrane. The record is from RefSeq and is a predicted model, not a curated record. NCBI's taxonomy places the organism in Eukaryota, Metazoa, Chordata, Aves, Passeriformes, Tyrannidae. Gene Ontology annotation, biological process: transmembrane transport. The annotation marks the transcript as partial. The transcript is spliced from 6 exons.